Molecule: messenger RNA, 528 nt
Organism: Ostertagia ostertagi
Lineage: Eukaryota; Metazoa; Nematoda; Chromadorea; Rhabditida; Trichostrongylidae
Source: the annotation of a GenBank genome assembly
AUGUUCUUCUUGGCUGGGGUGGUGCCACUUUUGGUGGUGAUUCAGGCGGUAACAGUACAGAACGCAUCGUUCUCUGGAGCUCAAGGCAUAAUUUACUCACCCGGCUAUCCUGAUGACUACAGUAACCAACUCGAUCAGUACUACACUAUCACGGUCGAUCCUGGUUAUUUCGUCCACCUAACACUCUACGACUUCGAAACUGAGCCCUGUUGCGAUAAGCUCUACAUCUGGGAUGGUGCGGACACUUCAACAGGUACAAUCGCUAACGUUUCCGGAGAAGCAACAGGGAUGACGUUUAGCUCAUCAGGGCCUAUAAUGACUCUGCUGUUCAACACCGACAUCACUGGGCAAGCACGAGGAUUCGCCAUCCACUAUGAGAGUGUCCGAAUAGACACUCAAUAUUCGGAACCGAGCACAUGUCAGUCAGGACUGUUCACUUCUGGACUAGGGUUUGUGACAUCGCCCAACUGGCCAUCGAAUUAUCCCAACGACAUCACCUGUAACUACUUGAUGACGAUGCCCAGAGGA